CUUCUCUUGCUAUUCUUGCAUCCUCCUUUCCUUCUGCACAGCUUUGCAACAGUCGACGUCAUUUCUCUCGCGCUGUUUGACUUGCUUCCUUUUGUUUUAGGCUUCUUAAGGCCUACGAACCACUGUGAAGCAGUCUGCAUUUGUGGGCGUGCUCGUUUUUCGUCAGUCCACUUUGCAGCUGUAGCGCGACACUCCCUCUCCAGCGCCCUUCAGCCUAUGUCGGCUUGUGCUUUGGACCUCGACACAGCUAUGGAAUAGGAUUCUGGCGGUUCAGGAACGUCGCCGUGGAGUUGGCGACAUUUCGCUUGUCGGCAUUUUAACAUCUCGGCGAGCACCACACUCACCAGCUUGGAGCAGGCGGCGUAUCAACCUUUGUGGUUGGUCCUUUGCAUCUGCGCGUGCAGCAGGGUGCUUUGGGUGUGGCGGUCGGGGGAGCCCUGCAGCACUUGGGUGUUUUUUUGGGGUGUGGCUCGUCUUCGUGCCCUUGUUGCCUGGUGCCUGGCUGCCUGGCGCCCGCCCUGCUGUGAUGCCCUGUGAGUGCUGAUCUUGGGCAGCUAUGCAGUUGCUGGGUGAUCCUGGUCGGUUCCGCCUGGUGUCUCAGCGCAGCCAAGCCACCAGGGGCCAACACCAGCCAUACAGCACACCCGCACACGGCGCGGCCACAGCAGCACAUGCCGUGCCGUGUGGGGGGCCGGCGUUUGGGCAUCACCGCCCACUGCCAGACUUGGCAGCGGACCGCACCCCUGCAGGUGGGGGCAACACUGCCAGCCUGUUCUUCAGCCCCGGGCUGCAGCUCCACCUUGCCCUGUCCACGCAUAGCCUGGCGCACGGCGUGCAGGACCUGACGACGCAGCCUCAGGGCCCCAGCCUGCCUACCUACCCAGUCCUUCUGGUGGGUGCCACCACGGGGCUCCCAGAGGGCGAGCAGCUGUCCUCAGCCGGCGUCCGGGAAGUGACCAGUGCUGCCCUGUCAGUGUUGGACACCAUGUGCCGGCAGGGCAACCAGCCGCAGCUCUUGCAGGGCCACUCUCUGCACAGCACAGGCCACCCCUCCCGCACGUUUGCGGGGCUGGCCUUCAGCAGGCGCGCGACCAGCACCAGCAAAGCAGCCUUCACAGCGGAGCUCAUGCGCAAGUCGCCGCUGGCGGUACCGCUCCAGCGCGGUCAGGCUGUCCUCACGGUUCACGUGCCAGUGGACACCCGGCCCAUCAUUCCGGGCACCUACACCGUCACGGUCAAGAUGGUAGGGGGCCCUGUGUGGGGGGCUUUCCGCGGUCGCACCGAUUUGGUGCUGCAGGCGGGCGGCUAUCCCACCACCUCGGACCCCUCUAACCUGGCGUGUGCUUAUGUGGUCUCAGAGCAGUGCGCAAAAUCGGUGGGCCCCAAGGGGGAGCCCCAGGCCCCCGCAGGCCAGGGCAUCACCAACCACAUCUUUGCCUGUGUGCGGGGCCCAGUCUGGGACCCGCAGCUCUCUCACCUGCACUGUGCCAAGUUUGAGAUGCCCGGUGAGGAGCCCAUGCAGGUGGAGGUCCGUGGCGCCCCCCAGGCGGCUGGGGCAGCCACGACAGCUGCGGCAGGCAGCCCUGCUCCGGCUGCAGCCAGGGUCGCCGACCUGGGUGGCAACACCUUGGGUGUGGCGAGGCCCGCGGCUGCCAUGGCGACCGCAGCGGACAUCGUUGACCACGUGGGGGACGUGCAGAUGCAGGAGGCGGCGGGUUUGGGUGACGUGGCGGCUGCAGCUGGUGGCGCCAGCGGGCCACACAGCGGGGCCCCGCCCCCGCUGCCAGUUCUGGUGGCGGGGGGAAGCAACCGUGCUGCUGCGGCUGCCCUGCGGGCCGCGCUGCAGCAGCAGCCCUCUUCACAGCAGUGGGUGUCAGCGGGAGGGCUUAGCGGGGUCCAGCCGGCGGCAGGCGUGGGGGGGCCGCCGGCGGCCAGGCCUCCCCCUGCCGGUGCUGGGCCGGCUGGCGUGCAGCAGCAGCACAGUGGCGUUCCCGCGCCACGGCCGCCCUUGGAUCAGCAGGCAGCCGCUGGGCAGGAUCAGGAGCCGACCGCUGUGAUGCAGCGGUACUUGGCCGAGCUGGCGGACCUCAAUCUCCAGCGGCAACGGCGGUUACAGGAACAGCAACAGCAGCAGCAGCAGCUGCAGCGCCAGGGGCAGUCGCCCAGGCCCCGGACCGGCUCCCAGGUUGUGGUCCUGGCCACGCUGGGGGGGCAGGACGGGGCGGGCGGUGGCCCUGGCGUGGCGGCGUCACGGCGUGGGCAACGUGUUGACAUAGUUGACCACGUGGGGGACGUGCAGAUGCAGGAGGCGGCGGGUGUGGGUGACGCAGGGGCUGCCGCUGGUGGCGCCAGCGGACCACCCACCGUGGCCUCACCCUCGCUGCCAGCUCUGGUGGCGGGGGGAAGCACCCGUUCUGCUGCGGCUACCCUAAGGGCCGAGCGACAGCAGCAGCCCUCUUCACAGCGGCGGGUGGCAGCGGGAGGGCUUAGCGGGGGGCAGCCGUCUGCAGGCGUGGGGGGGCCACCGGCGGUCAGGCGUCGUACUGCCUGUGCUGGGUCGGCUGGCGCGCAGCAGCAGCCCAGUGGGGCUUCCGCGCCACAGCCGCCCUUUGAUCAGCGGGCGGCCGCCAGGCAGGAUCAGGAGCAGACCGCUGUGAUGCAGCGGUACUUGGCCUACAUGGUGGACCUCCAUCUCCAGCAGCAACGGCGGGUACAGCACCAGCAGCAGCAGGAGCAGCAGCGCCAGGUGCAGCCGCCCAGGCCCCGGACCGGCUCCCGGUUCGAGGUCCUGGCCACGCUGGGGGGACAGGACGGGGCGGGCGAUGGCGCUGCCACGGCGGCGCCCGGGCGUGGGCGACGGGUGCAACCAGCCGCGCACGCACCGCCGCCACCGCUGCAGCAACAGCCCCGCUCCAAAGGGCGCUGUGGCCCCGCCCAGCUCCCGCAGCAGAGGGCAGGGCGCUUGGGCGGCGGGCUGCCUCCCCCGCAGGACGGUGCUAGCUCGCCGCCGCGCGUGCCCACUGGGCGGCCGACCGGGGGACAGCAGGCUGGUGGGGGCAGCGGGUUGGGGCGCCAGGGUGGAGGAGUGGGGCGGGCAGUGCCCCAGCCGCUACCCCAGGCGCGGCCGCCACUGCAAACGUCACAACCGGCGGGUGGUGGUAAGGGCAGGGACAGGGGCCUGGGCGCGCCAGCUGGGGGUUCGGCCGACACGGCUGGGCGCGCUGGUGGGGGUGCGGGCAGUGAGGCAGAGUACGGGGCCGUUUGCCUGACCCGGGACACGUGCGUUGCCAUUGGCUCUGACCUCGUGACGCACCAGAACCGCUGCGCAGAUGUGCAGGGGUUUGAGUGGGCGCAGCUGGGCCACGACACGCUUGGUGGCCGCCUCCUCGCCUACCUCCGUGACCAGGGCGCCACCGUACCGGACUGGGCCGUCUGCCGCGUGCCGGCCGGCCGUACCGCCGUCCUGGCACAGCUGCACGACGAGUUCACUGGCUGGUGGCGCCUAUACUCAGCCCAGCCUGCAGACACGCCCCUGCCUUCCGAUGUGACGGAGCAGCUGGAUGACGCCGCGCAGCAGGUGCAGACGGCCUACAUGGACUACGUGCUCCUAGACGCCCGCACCCUGCGGUCCGCUAAGCGUGGGCUGGCGGACCCCGGCGGGGCCAGCGGGCCCAGCCGCCGGCAACGCCAGCACCGCAGCCGCAGUACCUCCAGCCUCAUGAGCCUGGGCAGCGCUCCAUUGCACCCCGGCGGCGCCAGCUCAGGGGGCGUGCCUUCCGUGGCGCCACUGCUUGCUGCCAGCCCGGCAGCGUCGCCCCACUCCUGUGGGACGGCUAUCCUGGCGCGGAGUCGGCUGUCCCUUCCAGGCUGCGUACUGCAGCCGCCGUCAACGGAUGCGGCGGGCCGUGUGGUAUGUUGGGAUUGGGACGUGGGUCACCUGCGCCUGCGCUUCGUGUGUGUGUAUGCGCCCACGGCCGUGGCGGACAAGCCUGCUUUCUUUGCCGGGCUGCAUACCCACCUGGCCUCGGACAGGGUGCUUGUUGUCGGUGGGGACUGGAACUGUGUCACCGAUGCCAGUCAGGAGGCGGCCCCUAGCCCGUCACGUGCUGCAGGUGCCCCGCAACUUGCCAGCCUCCUCGCCCAGUUCAGUCUGGUGGACCCUUGGGCGAGCAAGCGUGGCGGCGCCAAGGGCUACACGCAUCCGGCCACGCCCAAGCCAGCCACUCCCGCACGCCUGGAUCGGUGGUAUGUCAGUUCCACCGCGGCGCCGUGGGUGCUGGAUGUCGCACGCACGUAUGGGGCGCCUGGGGACCACAACGGUGUGCUGCUCACCCUGUCCUUGCCCGACCUGCCACAUGCGCACCGGGAGCAGUGGCGCUUCCCCACAUACCUGCUGUUUCACCCCUCGCUGCGUCUGGAGCUCGAGCAGCGCUUGGAGGCGCACGUUGCCGCAAAUCCUGUGACCAGUACAGGUGACGGCGCUUGCACGCAAUGGGAGGCGGACAAGUUCUUCUUGCGGGAGGCCGCCACCAGCAUCCACCGUCGGCAUGCACGCCAGACCCGGGACGGGCUGCAUGGCGUGGUGCUGGCCGCAGACGCGGCCGCUGCCCUGGCCGACCGGCCGGGUGCCAGCGCCGCGCAGCGUCAGGCUGCGGCCAUGGCCAACUUGGCGGUGCGGGAGGAGCGGGCAGCUGCCGCAGCGGCCAGCCACAAUGCCCGCGCUGCACUGAUGGAGGAGCAUGGGGAGCGGGGCACUCGCUGGUUCCAUCGGCAGGCUGACGAGCCAGCAGCCGGCGCGCAGGAGCCCAUCACGCACUUGAAGGUGCCGGGGCAACCGGCGCCUGUGGCGCUCACGGGGCCGGGCACGCGCAACACUGUCUCCGCAGCCGCUGCAGCCAUGUACAGCAGCACCAGCCCCACCGGCCUGUUCCGCGUGCAGCCGGUCUGUACGGCGUCGCAGCAGCAGCUUCUGGCGGCCAUUGACCGCAAGGUUCCGGCGGAUCUGCAGGCCGCCGCAGAGGGGUCCGGUGACGGCGCCCUCGGUGAUGCAGAGCUGAUGGCAGCGCUGGCUGGCUCCGCCAAUGGUAAAGCGCCUGGGUCGGACGGGGUCCCGUACGAGGUGUACAAGGUUUUCUGGGCGCUGCUGGGUCCGCGCUUGUGUGCUGCUGCUGCCGCUGCCUUUGCUGCCGCUGCAGACGCCCACGAUGGCGGUGAAAUGGCGGCGGCGCUGCCCGCCUCCUGGCGGGAGGGCAUCAUCACCCUCAUCUACAAGGGCAAAAGCCUGGACCGCGCCGAGCUGGCGUCGUACCGGCCCAUCACGCUGCUCAACUGCGACUUCAAGAUGGUGUCCAAGGCCGUCAGCGCCCGCCUGCAGCCCGCCCUGGAUGCAGUUGUGGAUGAGCUGCAGACCGCGUUCAUCACCGGCCGCUGGAUUGGUGACAACGCGCUGUACCUCCAAGGCCUGAUCGAAUGGAUGCGCCUGGACGUGGGCGCGGACGGCACGCCACGGCAGGGUGGUGCGCUGUACUUCUUGGACAUUGAAAAGGCGUAUGACCGGGUGCACCGGCAGUGGCUGUAUGCGUCCGCGGAGGGACUUGGGUUUGGGCCGCGCAUGCUGCGCUGGAUCCGCCUGCUCACUGCCAACAGCUCUGCCCGCGUGUGUGUGAACGGGAUGCUCUCUGACGCCUUCCCAGUGCUGAACGGCUUGCCGCAGGGCAGCACCGCCUCACCACCCCUGUGGGUCAUCCAGAUGCAGCCACUGACGUCCUUUCUGCGGCGGCAGGUGGAGCAAGGGGCACUGCGCACGCCCCUGUUACCCAGCGGCGAGCAGGCGCCACCGGCUGCCCACCACGCUGACGACACGACCCUCACGGCGCGCGACCCGGCGGUGGACGGGCCGGUCCUGAUGGCGGCAGUACAGCUGUUCUGCCGCGCGUCCAACGCCCGUGUCCAUCCGGACAAGAGCAAGGCCAUGGGCCUUGGCAGGUUUGCGCACCUGACGGGCCCUUGCCCACACACGGGGGUGCCGUUUACCACUGGCGCCGUGACGCACCUGGGUGUGCCCCUGUCGUGGGACUCGGAUGCGGCUGCAGCUGACUUGUUCACCCGGCGGGCUCGCGGCAUGGCGUUUGUGGCGCGUCUGUGGGCUGCCCUGUCUCUGACUCUUGUUGGCCGUGUGCACAUUGCGAAGCAGGUGCUGGCGGCGAAGCUGGCCUACCACUUCAGCUUCCUCAACCCAUCGCCUGCGCAGCUGAAGGAACUCACCGACCUGGUGGACCACUUUGCUGCGCGGUCCAUGCACGCUGAGGACGCCAGCCUGGUGUCGCACGGGAACCCGCUCCUGCUGCCAAAGCGGGAAACGGCCUGUCUGCCGUACAAGGAUGGGGGUGUCAACCACGUCGACCUGCCUGCGUUCCUGUCUGCCCUGCAAGCUAAGACCUUCGCCCUCCUUGCCCAGCCAGGCCGGCAACCCUGGAAGAUGCUCACCCGGGCGCUGCUUACUCAUGUGCGCCCGGACUCCGCCACCACGUGGGCGUGGGUGUACAGCGACGCGCCGGCGCCAGCGGGGCUGCCUGCCCGGCUGGCGGCCGCGGUCGGCCACAUGCAGAGCGCGGGCGUGGAACAGCAUCCACCGCAGCCAGCCACUCAGCCGCCAGCGGCGCCGCCACAGUGGCGGGUUAGCCUGGACCAGCUGUGGGUGGCUAACGCUGCGGGGGCUGUGUCCUACGUCCACUACACGGGGCGGCUCUUGGAGCCUGGGCCUGGCGUGCUGCCCCCGGCGGUGGAUGGGGCGUGGCAGCCUGCCUGUGUGCUGCAGCAUCGCAAGCCGCGGCACCUGUGGACCUUUGAAGAGCGGGCGGCGUACGAUGCAGCAUCACCAGGGGACCGGGCGGGGGCGUGGCCUCGGGCGCCGUACUUCCUGGCGCCGGAGGCUGGGGUGGUGGUGCACCCGGAGCACUGCCGGAUUGCGGGUGUCAGCUUAGCGGACUACACGGUGCGGGACGUGCGGCGGGCCAUCACCGCGGCCAACCCGGCCGCACCUCCGGCUCCGGCCCGCCCCGCAGCCAUGCCGUGCCCAGCGCCAGCACAGCAGGCGGGGGGCUCGGGGCCCCAGCCAGCGGCACAGUCGCGGCUGGCGAAGCGGGAGGCGGAGUGGCAGCGUGCAGCGGCGCAGCUGACCACCACGGCGGCGCAGCAUUUCCACAAUAACCCGGUGGCUCUGGACCCCUGGCUCCACCGCACCUCCGCGGCAGCCGGGCUGCAGAACACGCCGGCGAGAGAACUGCAGUCGUAUGCGUCCCCGUCCCAGCAGUCGGGUGAGGGGCCGCGGCGGUCCGCGCGGCUGCAGGAGCAGGCGGCGGGCGGGGCGGGACCUAGCACUGGGCCUGCCACGGCGGCGGCGGCAGCAGCGGCGGCGGUGGAGGGCGACCCUCGCAUGCCGCCCCCGGAUGCGUCCCUUCUGCGGGGUACGUGGCGGAGGCUGUGGGACAGCCACGCCAGUCGGGGGGCAAAGGUGCUGGUGUACCGGCUGCAACAUGCUUACCUGCCUUGCGGGCUGUACAGGGCGGGCAAGGGCAUUCGGCCACGGGUGACCACGGGGUGCGGGGGGUUGGGGGCGCACUGUCCUCACCCCGCCUGCGGGCCACCUGGCCCGCGGGCGUGGGCCAGCCUGACGCACAUCUUCCUGGAGUGUCCGGCUUAUGCGCAGGCGAGGACGUGGCUGCAGCAGCUGUGGGCCUGCGUUGCGCCCCAGGCAGCGGCGCCGCCAGUGACGGACGCGGGCUUCAUGCUGGGGGACCGCAUGGGUAUGUGGGCCUCAGGCCCGCGGGGGGCGGGAGCGCUGCUGUGGAGCACUUUGCGGGCCACCUUCUUGUACGCCGUCUGGUGUGCGUACUGGUCCCGCGAGCCUGCUAAGCAGACGUCGGAGCAUGUGGUUCGGGAGGUGGUCAGCGAGCUGCGCAGGGUGAUGCGGCUGCGUUUCACUGCCGCCACGCUAACCCCUGAAACCCUGUCGGCUCUGCCCACUCAGCUGCUCACCGCACAGCUCAAGGCGGCUAAGCUGGAGCAUUUUGUUGCCAUCUGGACGGCGGGUGGCGCGCUUUGUGAAGUGGAGGAGGUUCAGGGUGGGUCACCGAAGUUGAACUUGCGGCUGACACUUGCAUCACCUGUGCAGGCCCCCUAGGCGGCGGUUCUUUCCAGGCGCUGGCGUGGCGUAUUAUCGUCAUCAGCUUAUCUGGCGCCCAUGUUUUUUAGCUCUGGCUGGCGUCGCAGCACCUGGGCGGCUGUGGGACUUCCUGCACAGCGCGUCUUGCAGCGGACUGGAGCCCGCUUAGUCAGCGCCACAUCUGGCCCGUUUAGUUUCUGCUUGUGUCUCCUCUGCCGGUUCUCCUGGGGUGUUGCUUAAGCAACCGACUUGUGGGGGUGGGGUGGGUUUGGGCCGGGCGAGUGCGUAGCGCUGGUGUUUCUUUUCCUGGCGCGCGGUGGUGGUGGUUCUUGCGGUUAGGCUGUGGUGUAGGUUGGUGCUUGGGUUAGGUCUGGCGGUGUUUUUGU
Molecule: messenger RNA, 8550 nt
Organism: Chlamydomonas reinhardtii
Lineage: Eukaryota; Viridiplantae; Chlorophyta; Chlorophyceae; Chlamydomonadales; Chlamydomonadaceae
Exons: 2
Coding region: 557-8182 (2541 amino acids)
Source: RefSeq, a predicted model, not a curated record